Molecule: messenger RNA, 645 nt
Organism: Macadamia integrifolia
Lineage: Eukaryota; Viridiplantae; Streptophyta; Magnoliopsida; Proteales; Proteaceae
Exons: 1
Coding region: 1-645 (214 amino acids)
Source: RefSeq, a predicted model, not a curated record
AUGGAGGCUUUUGGCUUGCCUUAUUCUCCAGAUCAAACCAUCUCCCCUUGCAAACGAAACCCUAAGAAAAACAUCCAGACCACCACUGUUCCUCGGCCUUCAUCAGAAAACUUCUCACCUGCAAACCUAUUCUUAAACCUCAACGGCAGAGGUAUCUUGUUGGGACCUCCUCCGCCACAUCUGUCCUCGUAUUCUGUCUCAAAUGGACAGAAACAGCAACAUCCACAACCAAAACCACCUCUUCUUCCACUACCCAUCAACAACAAAUCUUGCUCACGAAACAGAGGCCUCUCAUGUCCACCAACUAACAGGAGGACCAGUAAGGUUAGAAACCAAGGUCUUAGAGCUUCGUCUUCUUCAGUCAAUACUCCAAAGAAGCAAGAUUUGAGAUCGGUAUCGACGGAACGUUUAGGGCCGGAGCCCGGUGAUCUUCCGAAAGAAGUCUCUAGGGUUAUGAAACCAUACGUGAGUUUUGAGGACAUUAAUGAGAAGUUCUCACCAUCAGUUUUCUAUAUGUCUCCUCCGCCGAGCAGCUUGCCUUUACCCAAGUUCUCUGUUAGGCCCAAGCUCAGUUGUAAUGCCGAAGCCGGAGGGAUCGAUGCCGGUGCGACUGAUAAACUCCGGCGACUUUUGAGACUAAUGUGA